Linderina pennispora is the source of this 1110-nucleotide messenger RNA. RefSeq names its product HAD-superfamily hydrolase subfamily IA, variant 3. Gene Ontology annotation, molecular function: sugar-phosphatase activity; beta-phosphoglucomutase activity. Lineage: Eukaryota; Fungi; Kickxellomycota; Kickxellomycetes; Kickxellales; Kickxellaceae. Bases 231 to 911 code for a protein of 226 amino acids. The transcript has a single exon. The record is from RefSeq and is a predicted model, not a curated record.
UGCAUGUUUGCACAGGCCUUGGUUGUUGGCACAGUCCUGACCAACACACAUCACGUGCAACAUUGAGUGGUCCACAGUUGGACUUUUACAAACCCCUUGUCCUCAGGUCCGGUCUGCCCAGUAAAGACAGCCUCUCGGAGUAGCCUCUGCCACACUCUCGUCUCCUUCAGCUGUUUGUGCUUGGCUCCUCAGUCUAUAUCUCUUAUUUCUAGGCGCCCUCUCACAGCACCAUGCCAGCCAAAACUGCAACGCUCAAAGCCAAGGGGCUCAUCUUUGAUCUCGACGGCACCCUGAUCAGCACCCUGGAGGUUACAGAGAAGAUAUACACAAAGCACGCCGCUAAAUACAACAUUGACCCGGCGCCCAUCCUUGCCCAUUGCCAUGGGGUGCCGACACAGGAGGUGCUGAAGAAGUUCUAUCCUACCGAGAUGCACACGGUUGAGAAGGCACUGGAGCUCGAGAAGGAGGCUGCUGAGAUUCUCGACGGGGUGAGGGUAAUUCCAGGUGCGUCAGAGCUGCUGGCGUCGCUGCCGGCCGAGCGCUGGUCGAUUUUCACCUCCGGCCUGCCACUUCUGGCGCACCCGCGCAUGAGGCGCUUGCAGCUGCCCAUCCCCAGUGUGUUUAUUACGCCGCUCGACAUUACCAAUGGAAAACCCCAUCCCGAGGGAUACAUUCGCGCCGCCAAGGACCUAGGGUUCAAUGCCAAGGACUGCAUCGUAUUUGAGGACGCGCAUGCAGGCACCAAGGCCGGCCAUGAUUCGGGUGCCACCGUCAUUGGUAUCCGGACGCUGCUCUCGGAAGCGCAGCUCAAGGAGGCCGGUGCCGACUAUACGGUCCGGGACAUGUCCAGGGUGUCUGUGUGCGUCGACCAGACCACAGGCGACCUAACUAUCACACUCAACGAGGAGUAAAGCAAGAAAGUGCUUUAUCAAUUAGACGGAAUAAAUGAGCAGUGUUUUCGUAUUUCCAGCAUGCAAUUGCCAGCUCCGCCUUCUAAUGAACCCACUCGCUCCGGAUCAGGAUCGGAUCUGGCGAUCAACAGCCCGAAAAACGCGCAGCCAGCCUCAGGUCCUCCUUUUCUAGCUGCUGGGCUCCAACAACAGCACAGCU